Messenger RNA from Diprion similis, 1399 nucleotides. RefSeq lists its product as uncharacterized. The transcript has a single exon. NCBI's taxonomy places the organism in Eukaryota, Metazoa, Arthropoda, Insecta, Hymenoptera, Diprionidae. Bases 144 to 1226 code for a protein of 360 amino acids. The record is from RefSeq and is a predicted model, not a curated record.
UGGGGUAACAGUUUAUAUUGGCGACGUUUGUCGAAUAGUUUAUCAAUCCGAUUGCGUCGAUCGGAUAGAAAAUACAUUGGUUUACGUUCUGAAAUACAAAAGGCAAAGCAAAAGAAGGAAACAACAUACACAAACACAUAAAUAUGAGUGGCUUAUGGAGAGUUUUUCUGGUGACCUGUCUACUUGACGUCGGCUUAUCUUAUCCGGCAAAGGAGCAGGCUGGCAAAAUGUACGUCUCGAAGACGAAGAUGUCGGAUCUUGAGUCGUCCGCAAGCGGCUACGUCUACAAAAACCUCCCUGCGUCAAAGUACGCUGAAAUAAUAAACGAGGGACUGCGAGAGUUCGAGGAGGCGCCCGCUGCAGCUCCGGCGAAAAAAUCAGCCAAAAAGGAGUUCGUUCUGCUCCCUUCAAUUCAGCUGGAGCCUGAUGCAGAGAUGCUGCCAGCUCAUUACACGAGGGUUGAACCACCGGGCGUCGACCACAUGGAGAUAUCGUUCCAGGAUCCGGAAGCCUUGGGUUCGUACAGAAGUUCGCUGAUCGAGGGAACGCCGGAGGCGGACGCGGCGCCCGCCGCCUUCGCGAAGACCGGGGAGUUCCAGGAGGGGGCCGGGAAGCAAUACGCCGCGGAGAAGCACGCGGCCGAGGGAAAGAAGGGGGAGAAGGGCUUUAAGAAGGCUGAGGAAUUCGAGGAGGCCGUCAAGGGUGAGCACGACAACGAGAAUCACAAGGGGAGCUACGCCGAGGCGGCCGGCAAGAAGAAGGCCUACGAUGAGACCGAGAAGCACUACGCGGGGCACAAGGAUUCGGCAGAGGCGGACAAGGGCGCGAGCUACGAGCUGGAGGGCCACCACGAAAAGGGGCACAACAACGCCGGCUUCCACAACGUCUAUCACAAGGACGAAUACAAGAAAGAUUCAGACUUCUACGACAAGGAUCACAGGGGAGGCAAGUUCAGGAAGCACGGUCACUACGGUGAGAAGCACACCUCGGCUGAGGGUGGAUUCAAGAAGGGCGGAAACCACGACUCGGGAUACGCCGAGGCUGACGAAGCCAAGGAGGGUGAAUUUGCCAAGGGGCACGAGAGAGAGGCGAAGAAGGGGCACGCCGCAAAGCAGGGGUACGGCGGGUUCUUUGGAAAUUUCGAGGAGUUCGCCAAAAAGGGCGGCGCCGCCGAAGCGAAGAAGUACGGCUUCAGCAGCGGCGACAGCGCGAAGGAGUCUCGCUGAUGUUAAUUAGCACUACGAUUUGUGUACAGUAGUAUUAUAGUUUCUCAUUAAUCUGCGGUAGGACCCACAAUACGAUGAUCAGCCUGCUAAAUUUGUAUUUAUUUAUGGAUGCAAUUAUACAUUUCGACAGCAUGCUCUAUAUCUGUUAGAUAAUAAAAUAAUGGUUUGAAUAC